Gastrolobium bilobum is the source of this 1878-nucleotide messenger RNA. RefSeq names its product arginine biosynthesis bifunctional protein ArgJ, chloroplastic. The record is from RefSeq and is a predicted model, not a curated record. NCBI's taxonomy places the organism in Eukaryota, Viridiplantae, Streptophyta, Magnoliopsida, Fabales, Fabaceae. Gene Ontology annotation, biological process: L-arginine biosynthetic process; L-ornithine biosynthetic process. The transcript has 17 exons. The coding region runs from base 106 to 1521 and encodes 471 amino acids. Gene Ontology annotation, molecular function: L-glutamate N-acetyltransferase activity, acting on acetyl-L-ornithine as donor; L-glutamate N-acetyltransferase activity, acting on acetyl-CoA as donor.
GCAUAUUUAGCAUCUCUGCUCUACUGUCAUCGAUCACACACACACACCCCGAUUAAACCCCAAAACCCUAAAACCAAAAAAAAACAAUACAUUACAUUGAGAGAAAUGUAUUCGUGUAUUCCUCAGCACCAUUUUCUUCAGUUUCACUCCGCAACUUCCCCAAACCCAAAGGUGUUUAAUUCGCGCGGUUCUUCUCUACGGAAUUUGAUAAUCCGUGCUGUAUCGACGACGGAGAAUCAGGUUUCUAGUUACAUACCGGCUGCUCCAAUUUUUCUCCCCGAAGGACCCUGGAAGCAGGUUCCAGGCGGAGUUACUGCUGCAGAGGGAUUUAAAGCUGCAGGAAUAUAUGGAGGGUUGCGUGCCAAAGGAGAAAAGCCUGAUCUUGCCCUUGUCACGUGCGAUGUUGAUGCCAUAUCUGCAGGGUCAUUUACAACAAAUGUGGUUGCUGCUGCUCCAGUGUUAUACUGCAAAAGGACAUUAGACAUUUCAAAAACUGCACGUGCUGUAUUAACUAAUGCAGGUCAAGCAAAUGCAGCUACGGGUGAAGCAGGUUACCAGGACGUGUUAGAAUGUGUGGAAAGCCUUGCUAAGCUACUCAAAAUGAAGCCAGAAGAAGUAUUAGUUGAAUCCACAGGCGUAAUUGGUCAAAGAAUAAGGAAGGGGGCACUUUUAAACUCACUUCCCAUACUGGUGAAUUCACUAUCAUCUUCAGUUGACAGGGCAGAUUCUGCAGCAGUGGCAAUCACCACAACAGAUCUUGUUAGCAAGAGUGUGGCAAUUGAGUCUCUGGUUGGAGGAACUAAGGUCAGAGUUGGGGGAAUGGCAAAAGGUUCUGGAAUGAUCCACCCAAAUAUGGCUACCAUGCUUGGGGUAAUAACAACUGAUGCCCGGGUAACCAGCGAUGUUUGGAGAAAGAUGGUGCAGGUUGCUGUAAACCGGAGUUUCAACCAGAUAACUGUAGAUGGAGAUACUAGUACUAAUGAUACUGUUAUUGCUUUGGCUAGUGGAUUGUGUGGGCUAGGCUGCAUAUCUUCUCUAGACAGUGAUGAGGCUAUUCAACUUCAGGGUUGCCUAGAUGCGGUAAUGCAAGGUCUUGCCAAAUCAAUAGCUUGGGAUGGAGAGGGAGCAACAUGCCUCAUUGAGGUCGGUGUGACUGGUGCAAAUAGCGAGUCUGAAGCUGCAAAAGUUGCACGUUCAGUUGCAUCAUCUUCACUUGUAAAGGCUGCUGUAUAUGGGAGAGAUCCCAAUUGGGGACGUAUUGCUGCUGCGGCUGGUUACUCGGGGGUUUCUUUCCACCAAAAUUUACUUCGGGUGGAGCUGGGAGAUAUUUUACUAAUGGAUGCUGGGGAACCACAAUUGUUUGACCGGGGCGCGGCUAGUAGUUAUCUCAGAAAGGCUGGGGAGACUCACGAUACUGUUAGAAUUCAGAUAUCUGUUGGCAAUGGACCAGGACGUGGACAAGCAUGGGGAUGUGAUUUAAGCUACGAUUAUGUCAAAAUAAAUGCGGAGUAUACAACAUAACCAAAUGAAAGUCACCGCACGUACAUUGGCAUAAUGUUUGAUUAUGCACUGAUUUCCGUUCAUUAUCAACUUGAGCAGUAAAUUUAUGUGCCACUGAAAUCAGCGCAUAAAGAAAUUGAUUAGUGUAAUAAAAUGUUCAUGAUGCGCCUGUUUCGUCAGUUGCCUUAGGAUGUUCAAUUCUGUAUCUUGUGUUGUAACCCCUGCUCUUUUCAUUUGUCUGAUGUGCACAUCAGCACAUGUUUAAUCCGUGGUCUGUAUGGUAUCCCAGUAAUUCCAUAUAGGUAAAUGAAAGCAGGGAUUGUGGCCCCAAUGGCCACUUAAUCAGGUAGACAUUAGUUUGAGCUUUAAAGUUAACAA